This is a messenger RNA of Eruca vesicaria subsp. sativa (arugula), 1572 nucleotides long. The record is from the annotation of a GenBank genome assembly. NCBI's taxonomy places the organism in Eukaryota, Viridiplantae, Streptophyta, Magnoliopsida, Brassicales, Brassicaceae.
CGCGUGAACGCCAGUUGUCUCUCUAAAAACCAAACCCUCUCUCUACAUUCUCCAACUCUUGAAGUAAAUUAUUUACUUUCACAGUUCUUACAAAUGCAGAAACAGUAGAGAAGAACAAAAGCGAAAAAACGCGUUUUCUGACAAUGCGGUUGCGUUCUCACGCGGUUUCACCGCUCCUCCUCGUCUCUUUGGUCUUCCUCUCUCACUUCGCUGUCGGAAUACGGAACAUCCCGGUAAGAAUCUCCACCGCCAACAACGGUCUCGACAUCGCGCAGUUCAUGGAAGCUCCAGAGUACCGAAACGGCAAGGAGUGCUCGUCCCAAACCUCAAACAGAGAGAACUUCGUGUCGUCCUGCGACCCAUCCCUCGUCCACAUCGCGAUGACACUCGACUCAGAGUACCUCCGCGGCUCAAUCGCAGCCGUCCACUCCAUGCUCCGCCACGCUUCCUGCCCCGAAAACGUCUUCUUCCACUUCAUCGCCGCCGAGUUCGACCCGGCGAGUCCACGCGUCCUGAGUCAACUCGUGAGGUCGACUUUCCCCUCGCUCAACUUCAAAGUCUACAUUUUUAGGGAAGACACAGUCAUCAACCUCAUCUCCUCGUCGAUCAGACAGGCUCUCGAGAACCCGUUGAACUACGCGAGGAACUACUUGGGAGAUAUCCUCGACACGUGCGUCGACCGAGUCAUUUACCUCGACUCGGACAUCGUGGUGGUGGACGAUAUCACCAAGCUUUGGAACACGAGUUUGACCGGGACACGUGUCAUCGGAGCUCCGGAGUAUUGUCACGCUAAUUUCACUAAAUACUUCACUUCGAGUUUCUGGUCCGACCCGGGUUUACAACCGGGUUCGUUCUCGGGUCGAAAGCCUUGUUAUUUCAACACGGGUGUGAUGGUGAUGGAUCUCGUGAGGUGGAGGGGAGGGAGGUAUAGGGAAAAGAUCGAGACUUGGAUGCAGAUACAGAAGAAGAAAAGGAUCUAUGAGUUGGGUUCGUUGCCUCCUUUUCUUUUGGUGUUUGCUGGGGAUGUUGAAGGGAUUGAUCAUAGGUGGAACCAGCAUGGUUUGGGAGGAGACAAUGUACGAGGAAGUUGUAGGUCUUUGCAUAAAGGACCGGUGAGUUUGUUGCAUUGGAGUGGGAAAGGGAAGCCGUGGGUUAGGCUUGAUGAGAAGAGACCGUGUCCUUUGGAUCAUCUUUGGGAGCCGUAUGAUUUGUAUGAGCAUAAGAUUGAGAGAGCUGAAGAUCAGGCUUUUCUUGGGUUCUCUUCUUUGUCUGAGUUAACUGAAGAUUCAAGCUUUUUGUAAGAGUGUAAUGUGUAAGUCCAACAUUGUUUUUUACUUCGUUUUGUAGUAGUUUUGUUAUCACAAUACAUUGUUGUUGAGUUAAACAUAUUGUUUUGGUUGCUAGUUUUGUGUACAAACUUGAUUAGUGAGAGAAGGGAGUUUGUGGAAUCCAUUGACCAGGAUUCUGCUUUUUAGCAUCUGUUGUGUUCAAUUCAGAUUCGUUUUGUAAACAUUUGCUUAAGAAAUCUCAAUCUCUGUUGAGUUAUAAACCAUUUAGUGACAUGUGUUGCAG